Adineta ricciae is the source of this 435-nucleotide messenger RNA. The record is from the annotation of a GenBank genome assembly. NCBI's taxonomy places the organism in Eukaryota, Metazoa, Rotifera, Eurotatoria, Adinetida, Adinetidae.
AUGUCUCAUGUUCGGCCUCCACAUCGUGCACCUGUCCCGAUGAGACCACCUACCAUAAAUCAUCUAGUUCUUCCGCGUACUCCACCUCCACGCGCCAGUAUUCCCCAACACCCCGCACCACCGCCACCACCACCACCGCCGCCGAUGCUGCACCCUUCUCCUUCUGUGCCUUCUAGCGGACGAAAUCGCCUUCCACAUUUCCUUCCCGUUCUUCAACCACCCCUCUUUCCAAAAGAAUUUGGUUUCUACGAAGAAGAACAGUAUCUCGAUGGUUAUGAAACCUAUGAAACCAUUAGUCCACUCAUGGAUCAACAUCGAUUAAAGACACAACAACUUGACCAGACUACUCGAACAUUUUCAUCGCUACUUGGCCAUACAAGACGUCAUUCGCCGAGAUUUGCACGAUACCUUCGUUCUGUUUAUUAUGAACAUUAA